AUGUUCACUCCACGCCUUUCAGUCUUCUUCGCCCUGAUCGCCCUCAUAAUCUCAGCCCUAGCCGCAGACAGCAUUCUCCCCACAUCCGCCUCCAGUACAUUCCCGCAAUGCGGCCUGUCCUGCACCACCCUGACAGGCGCGCAGACUUCCUGCGAAUCAGGCGACGCCUCAUCCUGGACCUCAUGCUUCUGCCAGUCAGCCCUGCUCACCGGCCUUAAAUCCUCCGGUAGCAUCUGUUCCUCCUGCAGCGCCGCCGACCAAGCCACUCUCUCAACCUGGUAUAACAACUACUGUAACUCCGGCGGCAAAGACACAUCCGACAACGACGCCAACACCGGCACCACAACAACUAAGACCUCAACUGAGCCAGCCUCUACUAAUCCCGGUGAAUCCGCGUCCAACUCCGCAAACACGAACAAAUCCCCCGCUGCGACAGAGGAGAAGAAGUCAUGGUGGAGUUCCCACUACCGCUGGGUCAUCAUGCUCAUCGUGCUGGUCAUCGGAUUCACCAUCAUCGCCGUACUGGGCGUAUGGUUCAAGCGUCGCUACGAAGCAAAACGACCUAAUCUUUACGGCGGCGGUAGCAGCGGCAUGCUGACCGCAGCUCCGCCCCCUCCGCGCGAUGCCGCCUGGGAUUCCGGUCCCGCGCCGCUACCUGUGUCGCGCGGCCUUGCCCCUGAAUCUCUCGCUAGUAGCUCGCGUUCUACAAUGGCCAAGACUAGCACCCCUGUCCCCGGGGCCCGGACUCGAUUGACGAAGAUCGAGCAGGGGUCGGGGGAUGUGGAGAUUCGGCAGGUUUAA
Penicillium griseofulvum is the source of this 801-nucleotide messenger RNA. RefSeq lists its product as uncharacterized. The transcript is spliced from 2 exons. Bases 1 to 801 code for a protein of 266 amino acids. The record is from RefSeq and is a predicted model, not a curated record. Lineage: Eukaryota; Fungi; Ascomycota; Eurotiomycetes; Eurotiales; Aspergillaceae.